GAAAGUUUAUGUACUUCUUUAUCCAACCAAAUUGAUUAUUCCGGGUCAAGUAAUUACACCCGGAAUUAACAUUCGGGUCGGGUUAUAAACUUUUAUAAAUGCCCUCAUAAUCUGUCUUGGUCCCUUCACGAUUUCUCUUCUUUUCCUCCGAUUUGAGCGUUUGCUACCUCGGAACGUUCUCUCCGAUAACUCGCCGUCUCCUCCAAUUGAGCUGGUCACCUUCUCCGGCGAAGGUUACUUAUACCCUCAAUUAGGGUUUCAAAGGAAGACCCCCAACCCACAUCACGUUCAGUGAAUGGUUGCAAUUGAGAAGCCCUGAUUCGUUUUAAUGGUUCGGGAUCUGGGAAGGAAACUUGUCUUGCCUUCUCUUGGUUUUCACCAUUGCAAUUGAAGCUCAAACAUGGCUGAAUCCAACGGCAAGGGCUCCCACAACGAGACUUCCUCAGAUGAUGAUGAGGACAACAACAGGGGAUUUAACCUGGGUUUUAUCUUUGGGAAUGUUGAUAACUCUGGGGACCUGGAUGCUGAUUAUCUUGAUGAGGACGCCAAAGAACAUCUUUCUGCAUUGGCAGAUCAGCUGGGUUCAUCUCUACCAGAUAUAAAUUUGUUGGCAAAAUCAGAUCGUACAACACGUGAUCCAGCUGAGCAAGAUUAUGAUAGAAAAGCUGAGGAUGCUGUUGAUUAUGAGGAUAUUGAUGAACAGUAUGACGGGCCCGAAGUUCAAGUAGUUAGUGAGGAAGAUCAUCUACUGCCAAAAAACGAAUAUUUUUCGAAUGCAGUUCCUCUGGGUAGUUUAAAUUCCAGAGCUUCUGUGUUUGACGAUGACGAUUAUGACGAGGAAGAAGAACAAGAAGAGGAGCAUGCGCCAGUUGCAAAAGCUUUUGAGACUGAAGAGAGGGAACCAGUUUUAUUAAAGGAAGACAAAGUCUCGGAAUAUGAAAAGGAGGCUAAAAUCCUUGAAAACGAGGAUCCGAUGGACACAGAAGAUGCCCAGGAGGAGGAGGUGGAUGAGUUAUUGGAAAGUACAUUAGAUGGGAAAGGCACCACCCCACUGCCUACUCUGUAUGUGGAAGAUGGUAUGGUCAUCUUACAGUUCUCUGAGAUAUUUGCUAUCCAUGAGCCACCACAGAAAAGGGACAAGAGAGAACAUAGAUAUGUCCCUUACAGAGAUAGAUACAAAUCUAUGGAUAUUUCUGAGCUUGUUGAAGAUGAUGAGGAGGUACUCCUGAAGACUCAUGGUAGGAUGGAAACUCAUGUAGAACAAGCUGAAUUGAUUCAGCUGGAUGUUCCCUUUCCAAUUAGGGAGGGUUUACAGCUGGUAAAAUCUGGCACAAUUGGAGGCAUCACACCAGAAUCAAGAGAAUAUAACAAGUUAGGAAGGGAUUCAUGUAUCAUGGGUGAACUGUUGAAGCAGAACUUAAUAGAAGAUGAUUCAUCUUUGUGCCAGUCUCAGUUAUCAAUGGAAGUUUUUCCUCUUGACCAGCAUGAAUGGGAAGAUCGAAUUCUUUGGGAGAAUUCUCCUGAAAUGAGUUGUAUUUCUGGUGAGGGCUUUGAAUCUGAACUUGAGUCAGAAGGUAUGCUGGUUCAAGGAACAGAUUCAGAGACUGAACAAGAAAGCUUGAAUGUGAUGAACUCUAGAGAGAAAGCUCAAGCUGACAAGAAUAUGCUUGUGCCUUUUUCUGCCAAUUUCUUGGAGUCUUUCGGCUUAAGAGGUUCCCAGUCUACAGACGAGGCCAGUAACCAACGUAGACGUCAUCCACAACUCCUAAGAUUAGAAUCCCAGUGGGGUGAGGAUCAUCUUAGUGAAAAUGACGACGCCGGACUGGAAAAUAUAAAGCGUCGUGAAAGGGAUGCUCUUGGGCGCUUUAGCAGGCUUGCGUUGCAAGAGAGGGAUAUGGGGGAUGAGGCAUGGUUAGAUAGUAUAAUAUGGGAUUCAGAUAAAGAGUUGAGCAGGUCUAAACUAAUUUUUGAUCUUCAAGAUGAGCAAAUGGUCUUUGAAAUUUUGGAUAAUGAGGAAAGCAAAAAUCUUCAACUUCAUGCUGGAGCUAUGAUUGUAUCCCGGUCUUCAAAUUCCAAGGAUGAAAGCUUUCAGGAAGGCUGUGAAACAAAUUCUGGGUGGCAAUUCAAUAUUUCCAAUGACAAGUUCUAUAUGAAUGGGAAAAGCUCUCAGCAACUGCAAGCAAAUAAUAAUAAAUCCGGCGUUCAUAGUUUGAGAGUAUUUCACUCAGCGCCAGCAAUUAAAUUGCAGACGAUGAAGAGUAAAUUGAGCAAUAAAGACAUAGCAAAUUUUCACCGGCCCAAAGCUUUGUGGUAUCCACAUGAUAAUGAGCUAGCCAUCAAGCAGCAAGGAAAGUUACCCACCCGAGGAUCCAUGAAAAUUGUAGUUAAGAGCCUGGGGGGUAAAGGAAGCAAGCUACACGUUGGCAUAGAGGAAUCUGUCUCUUCUUUAAAAGCCAAGGCGUCGAGGAAGCUAGAUUUUAAGGAAACAGAAGCAGUGAAGAUGUUCUAUAUGGGAAAGGAACUUGAGGAUGAAAAGUCUCUUGCUGUACAAAAUGUUCAACCAAAUUCCUUGGUCCAUGUUGUACGUACCAAAGUACACCCGUGGCCAUGGGCACAAAAGCUGCCUGGUGAAAAUAAAUCCUUGAGACCUCCUGGGGCAUUCAAGAAGAAAUCUGACCUGUCUACUAAAGAUGGCCAUGUAUUCUUGAUGGAGUAUUGCGAGGAGAGGCCGUUAAUGCUCAGCAAUGCAGGAAUGGGUGCAAAUUUGUGCACAUAUUACCAGAAGUCAUCGCCAGAGGAUCAACGUGGGAACUUGCUGCGCAAUCAAAGUGACACUUUAGGGAAUGUGAUAACUCUAGAACCUGGAGACAAAUCCCCUUUCCUUGGGGAGAUACACGCUGGUUGCAGUCAGUCAUCUAUUGAAACAAACAUGUAUAAAGCACCUAUUUUUCCCCAAAGAUUGCAAUCAACAGAUUAUUUGUUGGUCCGGUCUCCUAAAGGAAAGCUCUCUCUAAGGCGUAUUGACAAGAUAGUUGUUGUUGGACAACAGGAACCUCGCAUGGAAGUCAUGUCUCCUGGAUCAAAGAAUCUACAGACUUAUUUGGUGAACAGGAUGUUGGUCUAUGUGUACCGGGAAUUUGCGAAGCGUGGUUUGCACCACCCAAUUGCUGCAGAUGAGUUGUCUUUCUUAUUUUCUAACCUAACAGAUGCCGUCGUCAGGAAGAACAUGAAAGUUUUUGCUGUUUUGAAGAGGGAUAAAAAUGGCCAGCCUUGUUGGUACAGGAAAAAUGAAUUUCAGAUUCCACCUGAGAAUGAGCUUAAAAAGCUGGUGGCACCAGAGCAUGUGUGUUCCUACGAGAGUAUGCUAGCUGGGCUGUACCGGCUCAAACAUUUAGGGAUCACCCGAUUUACAUUACCCGCCAGCAUAUCAGCUGCAUUGACUCAGCUCCCAGACGAAGCUAUUGCUCUUGCCGCUGCAUCACAUAUUGAGAGGGAGUUGCAGAUAACUCCAUGGAAUCUAAGCAGUAAUUUUGUUUCUUGUACAAAUCAGGAUAGAGCAAACAUAGAGCGUUUGGAAAUCACUGGGGUUGGCGAUCCGUCUGGACGGGGUCUAGGAUUCAGCUACGUGAAAGCUGCACCAAAAGCACCAGCUGCAGCCGGGCAUAUGAAGAAAAAGGCAGCCGCUGGUCGUGGAGCCCCAACUGUGACUGGUACAGAUGCUGAUCUUCGCAGAUUAAGCAUGGAAGCAGCUCGAGAGGUUCUUAUCAAGUUCAAUGUCCCUGAUGAGAUAAUUGCCAAGCAAACUCGAUGGCAUCGUAUAGCUAUGAUACGGAAGCUAUCAAGUGAGCAGGCGGCAUCUGGUGUUAAGGUGGACCCUACAACGAUAGGCAAGUAUGCCCGUGGCCAGAGAAUGUCUUUCCUGCAGAUGCAACAGCAGGCCCGAGAAAAGUGUCAGGAGAUUUGGGAUAGGCAACUUUCAUCCCUUUCAGCUUUUGAUGGUGAUGAGAAUGAAAGUGACAAUGAGGCGAACAGUGACUUGGACUCCUUUGCUGGAGAUCUGGAAAAUCUACUUGAUGCUGAGGAAGGUGGGGAGGGGGAAGAAUCUAGCAUGUCUAAGAAUGACAAGUUGGAUGGAGUCAAGGGUCUCAAGAUGAGACGGCGGCCAUCUCAAGUUGAGACAGACGAAGAAAUUGAAGAUGAAGCUACUGAAUACGCCGAGUUAUGCCGAUUGCUGAUGCAAGAGGAAGAUCAGAAGAAGAAAAAGAAGAAGAUAAAAGCUGUAGGAGAAGGAAGGGGAUCAUUUCCUCCUCCACGGCCCAAUAUAGGUUUUCAGAUUGCUGAGCCUGUAAGAAAGGCCACGGUCAUUGACAAGAAACCUAUUGCCACCCAACCUGAUACAUCUUUCUUAGUAAAUGAGAGUACCGUCAAAGACACCAGAAAUGUUGAUAGCCUUAUUAUUAAGACCCCCAAAAGUAAACAGGUAAAAGAGAGCAGCAAUUCUUUGGGUCCGUUGAAGAAGGUCAAAAUACUGAACGAAAACCUAAAGGUAUUCAAGGAAAAGAAAUCGGCGAGAGAGAAUUUUGUUUGUGGAGCCUGUGGUCAGCAUGGACACAUGAGAACCAACAAACACUGCCCAAGAUACAGAGAAAAUACAGAAUCACAGCCCGAAGGUAUAGAUAUGGAGAAGUCUGUAGGAAAACCGAGCACUUCAGAACUAUCAGGUCAGGCCAAGCUGAAACCUAUCAAGAACAGCAAGGCUGCGCCAAAAAGUGCAAUGAAAGUUUCUGUAGAUGAAGCUCCGAAGGGAGAUAAUGCGACUUCGAAAACUGGGGGUCUCCCUCUGAGGUUUAGAUAUGGUACCCCGGCUGGAACCAUGUCAGAUAAACCUGGUUCAGAAGCUCCAGGAAGUUCUGAGCAAGCAGCGAUGUCUGACAAAGACACUGGGACUAAGUCCACAUCUAAGAUCAGCAAACUCACGAUUUCAAGCAAGGCAAAACCUAAAGAAUCAAAGGCUGAAUCUGACAGACCUUCGCAAUCAUUGAUGCCUGCAUAUAGCGGAGAGAGAGGGGAGAGCAAAUCUCACAAGCCUUCUGUUUCUGGACAACCCUUGUCUAGUGCAGAGAGAAAUCACGCUGCCUCAAGCAGGCACACGAUCUCUAUUCCGCGGCCAUCAUUAAGCAUGGAUAGAGAUCAAGCUGAAUCUCGUAGGCCUCAUCUCGUGAUACGGCCGCCUACAGAAAGAGAACAGCCUCAGAAGAAACUUGUUAUAAAACGUUCGAAAGAGAUAACUGAUCAUGAUAUGAGUAGUCUUGAAGAGAGUCCACGGUUUGAGUCACGGAAAACAAAAAGAAUGGCAGAACUGGCGGGUUUUCAGAGACAGCAGAGCUUCAGAUUGCCAGAGAACUCUCUAGAGCGGAGACCAAAAGAAGAUAGAGUAUGGUGGGAAGAAGAGGAGAUAAGUACGGGAAGGCCAAGGGCGAGAAGAGACUAUGAUGAUAUGACUGUAUCAGAAGAACCCAAUGAGAUAGCUGAGAUCAGAAGAUACGAAGAGGUAAUACGGAGUGAGAGAGAGGAAGAGGAACGACAAAAAGCCAAGAAGAAGAAGAAGAAGACGAAGCUGCAACCCGAGUUAGUAGAAGGGUAUCUAGAAGAUUAUCCUCCUCGUAGAAACGAUAGAAGAUUGCCGGAGAGAGGCCGGAACGUCCGAAGCCGUUAUGUCUCCGACUUUGAAGUAAAUGGUGCAGACUAUGCGCCUCAACCAAAACGACGCAAAAAAGGAGAGGUUGGCCUAGCGAACAUCUUGGAGACCAUAGUGGACACACUAAGGCUUAAAGAAGAAGUGUCACGGCUCUUCUUGAAACCGGUAACGAAGAAGGAGGCUCCGGACUAUCUCGACGUUGUGAAACGCCCGAUGGAUCUCUCGACAAUCCGGGAUAAGGUGAGGAAGAUAGAGUACAGAGACAGAGAGCAGUUUAGACACGACGUGUGGCAGAUCAAGUUCAAUGCUCAUCUUUACAACGACGGGCGUAACCCGGGAAUACCGCCUUUAGCAGAUCAGUUGCUGGAGAUUUGUGAUUACUUGUUAGAUGAUUAUAAUGAUCAGUUAACAGAAGCUGAGAAAGGUAUAGAUCCCAAUGACUGAAAGAGUGUUUUAAAAGAUAGAAUCUGUAAUCCUCUUUUAGGCCAUAAAAAUGGGUUUUUUUAGCUUAGGUUAUGUGAUUUGUAAGAAAAAAAAAAACUAACAUUUGCCCAUGUCUCUGUGUAAAGCUCUGAAGUAAUGAAAAAGAAAAAGAAAUUGUUAAUUUGUUGUUUGUAAAAUUUUUGAGGGUUUCAAUUUCAUUGUCGCCGUCUUGCUCUUACGUCGAGACAAAACAGAGAGAAAUUGUCUUAAAUAUACAAAAUCCUCAAAAUAAGAAUUUUUGUUUCGUUGGAAUCAAUGGCUUCUCUGAUGGAGCAAACAACUCAAUUACACUCAUCAUCACCUCUUAAGCUAGGUCUCUCUCUUCUUCAACACCAUUCUCGCACCUCUAUUAUCUCUUUCCCGACUCAUAGAAACCGAAACAACCUUAUCCUCAAUCCAUGUCGUUCUUCUUCGUCACCCAUGACUGCGCCGAGCAGCUCAAAGAGGAAGAGGACAAAGUACAGGAAACAGUACCCUGGAGAAAACGUUGGGAUAACUGAGGAAAUGAGGUUCGUCGCCAUGAGAUUACGCAACGUUAAAGGAAAGAAAUUGGAUCCGAAAACCGAUAAGAACGAAGAAGAAGAUGAAGAUGAUGAAUUGGAAGGAGAGACUUGGAGUCCGAGCAAGGAAGGGUUACUUAACUUCUUGGUCGAUAGCAAGCUUGUCUUCGAUACCAUCGAACGAAUUGUAGACGAAUCUGAGGAUGUUUCCUAUGCUUACUUUAGGAGAACAGGAUUAGAGCGAUGUGAGGGUCUUGAGAAGGAUCUAGAAUGGUUUAGAGCACAAAAUCUGGAGAUCCCUGAGCCAAGUCAGAUAGGAGUUUCGUAUGCAAAGUACUUGGAAGAACAAGCAAGUGAAAACGCAGCUUUGUUUCUUUCUCAUUUCUACAGUAUCUACUUCUCACACAUUGCUGGUGGUCAAGUUAUAGUAAAACAGGUAUCUGAGAAGCUUCUAGAAGGGAAAGAGCUGGAGUUCAAUAGAUGGGAAGGUGAUGCACAAGACUUGCUUAAAGGAGUCCGUGAGAAGGUCAACGUGCUUGGAGAGCAUUGGACUCGGGAGGAGAAGAACAAAUGCUUGAAGGAAACUGCAAAGGCAUUUAAGUAUAUGGGGCAGAUCGUUCGGUUGAUCGUCUUGUAAACAAAAAAAAGGAUCUUUGUUUUUCAAAGUUAACGUUUUUUGUCGAUAUUGUGUUCACGGUAUUGGCAUUGUGCUCUUGCUAAUUCAUGACAGUGCUGGAAUUUGAAGCUUAUGAGCCCCCAUGACUGAAACAGAGCAACCUUGUGUUUCUUUGCCGGGUUUAAAGUCAAUGGCUUGAGAGACAUUUUUUUGUUAUUAGAUGUAAAAAAGACAUGCAAGCCAAAGUCUUUGGCCUUCUUUG
Thlaspi arvense is the source of this 7559-nucleotide messenger RNA. The record is from the annotation of a GenBank genome assembly. NCBI's taxonomy places the organism in Eukaryota, Viridiplantae, Streptophyta, Magnoliopsida, Brassicales, Brassicaceae.